This is a messenger RNA of Meloidogyne enterolobii, 420 nucleotides long. The record is from the annotation of a GenBank genome assembly. NCBI's taxonomy places the organism in Eukaryota, Metazoa, Nematoda, Chromadorea, Rhabditida, Meloidogynidae.
AUGAAAAAUGGGGUGGCGUUUAAAACAUCCUACUUCUCUUAUUUAAAUGAUACAACUACUGAAAAAAAAGAAGCAUCUCCGAAUACAGAUCAAAAAGAAGAGAAAAAAGAAGCUGAUAAGAAAGAUAAAAUUCCAACCAAAAAAGAAUUGCCGUUCGGAGUAAUGCCAUUACUUGGUUCUUCAAUUCAAAAUGGUAAAGUCAUUGGUGUUGUUCAUGCUGUGUCGGUGGGAGUUUCUAAACAUCCAGUAUCAGACGAAGAGUUUGCUCCUGGAGCCACUAAAGAACUUAGAACGUGUGCUUUUAUAGCUAAGGCUUGUGCUGAACGGAUCUGCGAACUUCGUGGAAUUCCAUUUACUCAGGAUGACAGAGAACGCUAUUUUUAUGAAUUCGACCCCGUACGUUUAAAUUUAUUUUUCUAG